Penaeus chinensis is the source of this 2723-nucleotide messenger RNA. RefSeq names its product TBC1 domain family member 5-like (gene TBC1D5). The transcript has 17 exons. NCBI's taxonomy places the organism in Eukaryota, Metazoa, Arthropoda, Malacostraca, Decapoda, Penaeidae. The record is from RefSeq and is a predicted model, not a curated record. Bases 123 to 2432 code for a protein of 769 amino acids. Gene Ontology annotation, molecular function: GTPase activator activity. Gene Ontology annotation, biological process: activation of GTPase activity.
CUUAGAGAAAAUCUUGACACUAGACGUAUGGAAGUGACUAUCUGUCUCCAAAUUUCUCGCAAAAUAAGAACUUAGAAUAGGUUCUUUUUCACAUUACUCAGGCACAGGUUCCGUAAGUGGUUAUGGAGCGGUUUCGACCUUUGAUAUCACAGUCGAGUAAUUUUAUAGAUCCCCUGACUGCCAGUUUGGCAAAGGAUGAUGACUCAGUGUCAGUUGGGGAAGAUCCAAUUAUUUGCUUAAGCACAGCUGCCCCAACUGAGAGAUUAAGCAUGAGACAAGAGGAUCAUUUCAGUGCCACACAGCCAACCAGGGUUCUUGGUGGUGGUCUGCCUUAUGCUGCAGAAUGGGCACAAAUAUGUAAGUGUGCUGGGACAGAUGUUAUGCAGACCCUUGGCCAGUCUGGGGAGAUGCGAGCAAGCAGGUUUCGAUCAGUGUGUUGGAGAAUAUACCUUGGGGUUCUGCCAGGAGAUCAUACUCAGUGGUUAAAAGUCAUAAGAGACGAACGUGAGAGGUAUGAAGACAUCAGACAUCGCUUGAUGGUCACUCCUGGACUUGGCGAUGAGACACUAGACCCACUAGUGAACAACCCCCUCUCUCAGCAUGAGCAGAGUCCAUGGAACCAAUACUUUGAGGACUCAGAACUUAAAAAGUUAAUCAGACAAGAUGUCGUACGCACUUUUCCGGAAGUUGAGUUUUUCCAGUCACUUCGCAUCAGGGAUUUGAUGGUCACAGUCUUGUUUUGCUACGCUCGUCAAAACCCAGAGGUCUCGUAUAGGCAGGGUAUGCAUGAGGUGCUGGCUCCUCUAAUCUUUGUAUUACACUGUGAUCAUCAAGCUCAUCAACAUGCUCAUGAAAUGGAUCCUACAACAAAUGUUCUUCAAGAAAUUAUGGAUGAAGCUUAUUUAGAACAUGAUGCAUAUUGUUUAUUUGAGGGGGUGAUGAAGGGACUGGAGCCAUGGUAUGUAGUCUCAGAAACAGGAAGCCAACCUGACCCUCGAUCUACUCUAUUAAAUGCUCAGCCAUUUGCCAGGCCACAGGACAUAGGACCAACAAACUUGCUAGUUCAGAAGCUGACGAGCAUCCAUGAUAAUCUCCUACAACGACAUGACUCAGCCCUCUACUCCCAUCUUGCCCGUCUCGAAAUUCCUCCUCAGAUUUACGGCAUUCGAUGGAUCCGCCUGCUGUUUGGAAGAGAGUUUUCCUUACAAGACCUCCUCAUGGUGUGGGAUGCAAUCUUCUCAGACAGCCAACCAACAUUCCCCUUAGUGGACUUCCUCACAAUUGCUAUGCUGUCAUUCAUUAGAGAGCCAUUGUUGAUGGGUGACUACACUACUUGCUUGAAGUUUCUUAUGCGCUAUCCAGCAGCUGCAGAUGUUCAGUACAUCAUACAGCUGGCUCUUCACCUACGCAACCCUAAACAGCACCCACGGCCGCCAGGAUAUUCAAGUGGAGCUUCGCGUCACAUUCCAACAGUAGGGGGGCGCCCUGAUAUUCACAGAGGACCUCAGACAUUAGUGCCCCAAGAAACAGCAGCAAGAUCAUCCAGUGUACCACGCACCCAGCAGUCAAAGAUAAAGAAGAGGACCACCUCAGGGGAACAAGCUCCGACCGCAGCUGAAGGCUCAACAGCAAGGAGGCUGUCCUCUCCAAAUGCAUUUACUGAUCCAUUAAAUGCUGCAGUGAUCUUCAGUAAUAGUUCAAGCAGCAAUAAAAAUAACAGUGGGAAUGAAGCACGAAAUGAUAAUGGUUGUGAUAGUAGCAGCAGCAGUAGUGUGAACAACCAGGGCACGACUAGAGCAAGCAAAGUAGUCUCUGGAUUGGUGCGUUUGGGAGGCAAACUGGGUAGACCAAGAGAUUUGCCUGUCUCGCGCCACUUGUCCAUUCAGUCCCCUCCAACUCCUUCACCUAAUACAGUUGCUUUUGUAGCAUCCCAAGCACAGAGUGAAAAGUCCAUGCCUCUUGUGCCAACCAUGAAGGAACUAUCAGUUGUCAGGACCAAAUCAGCACCUGUAAGCAGCAGCAGGAAAGAACAGGUGUACAGCAGCAAUCAGUCUUCAGAUGAGAGCGAUGAUGAGAGCAGCACAGAGAAGAAGACGUCUGGAGAUGACACAGAGGUAAUGACUGUAGAGGAUAUGUCAGCUGUGUGUCUAGGAUGUGCCAUGAAGUUAUCUCAUCACUCAGCUUCCAUCAAGACCCGCUUAUCACAGCUCCAAGUGCAGCCAGAUGCCUCACUUAGGAUGGCACUGGAAGGGAUAGCAGAGGUUAUAGAAACCCUAUCCGGGGUGAGAAACCAGCUGAGUGCCUCAACUGGGACGGUCUACAAUGGGCAAGUGGAAGAGUGCACUUCCCAGGCUGCAUCAAGCCUGACAUGUGAGCCAACAGAGCAUCACCCACUCUCCCAUCCCUUAACUGUAGAUGAGCAGAUUACCUGAAUAAUAUUGAUAUUGCAUUAUUCAUUAUUAUGUAAAAGAAAUAUCAUGAUAUACAGUAUAUACUUAUACAUAUUGUAUAAUGAACCUUUGUGUCUUACACUCUCUAGAGAAACAAUGAUGAUUGUAUCGUCAGUCAUUGCAUUGGAAUGAAGCAUAUAUUACUAUUUUCCAGAGAUUAUACUUUUUUCCAUACCCAGUUUUAUUGGUGGAUUAUAUUUGAUUGAAGUAUGCAUAUUAUUACUAAAGUCUUUCAUGGUACUAUGUCUAAAGAUUCUAUAUAUAUUAUAUACA